UAUGGUUGGAUGGUUUUGUUUGAGUUCACGAUUGCAGCAGGUAAAAAUUCUUAAAUCAGGAGAAGACUAUUUUACUUGCCUCUUAUAAUGGAAAACGUGCAAAAAGAAUUGACGAAAAGAAUUAUAAACGAAUGUAAAGCAAGACAGACAUCAGUGACUAAGGAUUUGGCUUCGUUCUUGCUUUCUCUUUAUCAAUUAAAUCCAGCGUACCGAAAAGAAAACGACGAGGAAAAUGUGAAAGAGGUCCAAGCUAUAACGGAGAGGCUAUGUGACCAAAGCCGACCCAGUCUUGUAACUUUGAAAAAUCAGCUGUACUUCGCUAAGCAUUAUCAUGACAGAGACGAAACUGUCAAAAGGCAUCGAUUACGACUGCACCAAAAAACCAGACCUUUGGUCGCCGAAAUUUGCGAAACUAAUAAACUGGAGAGUGGGAAGGAUACGGAAAAAUUGUAUCAGAAAAUAUUAGCAGUGAUAACGGUUCUGAGCGGUCUAGGAAGUCCCACAGUCUCAUCGGUUCUGAGGGAGGUUUCGGUGGCGUUGCAGAGCGUCUUCCAGGCUUCCGAGCUGGCUCACUACGUAACUUUGCCGAAACGAGAGAAAGAGGAGCAGCUGAUGGAGUUGAUGUGUCUAGUCGCGGGGAUCCGUCUAUUUAAUAGAGAUUGUCAACGCGGUGGCGAGGGGAUCGACGAUCUGCCGAGCAUUCUACAAGAAGCUCUAACCAAGACCCGUAAUUCUAUUCUCGAACUGCUGGAGCCGCUAAUGACCAAGAUAUACAAGUUCACGGCCGUUGUGGAAAACGCGAUCACGCGCAUGUCGAUCGACCCCUCGGAUGCUGCACGUGGCAUCUCGACGGAAGCGGCAUCCGACGCGGAAGAAAAGAUUGAGUGGGCCAUCGAAAUGUUAACGGCCAGUCGUCAGCAGGAAAUCUACAUUAGAAAGCUGCUGAGUGAUGUGGAGCGUAGCGAGAAUGCGGUGAAGAACUUGAUGGAGCGUCUUCAAGCGCGGCUCUUUAAACUUCACGACACUGUUCGAUACAGAACGGCUAUCCCUACUACUCAAGUUUACCCGCAAUUUAUUGAUCUGGCGGAUAUAUGGAUGGGUCUGCAAGAUGAGGUGAUCAUUUUGAGUAGCGUUAACAACUUCCUGUGGGAAUUACAGAGUUUGAGCAAUAAGACUGUAAAUAUUUACGAUCAGUCGAAGUUAGGAGAUAUAGCUGAGGGCGUGGAUAUUUUAACCGAUGCUGAAAGAUUGGAACGUUCCAUGGGCAAUUUAAUAACGGAGUGUGGAGAGUGCUUGAUAUAUUAUCCAAAUGUCACUAAAGAUUUCGAGAAGAUUAAUUUAGAGUUUCUAGGAUUUUGCGCGUGGACAUUUGCGACAGGCAAGGGUGCCCUUAUACCAGGAAAUCCAAACAACGGUGUGGCAAAAUGGAGAGGAAAACAUUACGCCUUUAAAUCGCCCGAUGUAGCCGCUAAGUUCGGAGAAAACCCCGACAGGUACGUUUACGACGCGCUUAAUUUUGUCCGCAACCACGCGGAAUAUAUCCACCUGUUCCAAUUACAUGAGGAAAUCGUAGCCAUGCAAAGCCAAGAAGAAUUAACGGAAAAAGGAUUGCGGUUAAAGAUACGUCACGAUCAGAAGGUUCAAACGGACGUUCACAUACUUCCGCCCUACAUUGAUAAAGAUUAUACUUCCAGCGUUUGGGAGUUGAAACGUAGAGCAUUACGCUUGGCAAACAUAAGUCGAUGUGCUACGCGCAGCACGCAGACAUUUAAUUCGCACUUUCGAUAUGGUGUUUAUGUGCAAGCGGCUUCGCUUCAGGAUAAAGAAGUUCAAACCAGAAGAGAUAACUGUACAAACACUAAGAAACUCAUGACGUUUAUAUUUGGAUUACGAGGCAGGCGGGAUGACAAUCAGCACGUUGUAUCGUUCUUGGAAGAUGGGCUCGAACAUUUAUAAAAUUUAAGUCGUCAGAGAUAAUUGGUAAACUUAUAUACACAUAAAUGUCUCAAUAAUACUGAUAUUAAAUGAAGUAAAUAGAAAGGCCAUUUUAAGUGAAUUAUAUAUUUAUAUUGUAAAUAAUUAAUCAUAUAUAUGAAUGCAUUUAUUUGGAAUAUUAUAGGAUAUAUAUAUUGGGUCCAGUUAGGAAGUAAUUAAAAUAAAUUACACACAAGACAGUUUAAAAAAAAUGAAAGCAAUACCUUUUUAAUGACAUUUCCAAAUACAUUUCACGAAACAUUACAAUUUAAAUAAUGUUUUUCUUUUUUAGAGAAACAAGUUUGUAUACUAAUUUAUCAUUCCGUACGCAUAGCAUUUCCCUUCACAUAUGUAAUGCUUUCGUUAUCGUAAACUGCAAUGAUUUCAUUCGUGUGGCUUUCCUCGUGACUUAGGCCAGCAUUUCUUUAAUUUAUAUUCAAAAUACACGAAUUUUACAUAUGUCGAAGCUCGGACAGAUGUAUGCGAUUAAGGGUCCGCACCUCGCGCUUCGUGAGCCUAUUAUUUUAUUUCCUACACUUCAACAGCCAGUGGUUGCUGCACGCACUGUGACUUUUAAUCAUUUAAUAUGCUUAUAAGAUAGCUUUCAGUGAAUAUAUUGUUUUACCAUUAGAUCUUAAACGUUAGAUUCAAUUUUUACACCAAGAAACCUAUAUUACGACAAUAAUUAGUAAUUACACGAUAAUACAAUUAAACUUUGCUUACAUUUG
Molecule: messenger RNA, 2702 nt
Organism: Wasmannia auropunctata (little fire ant)
Lineage: Eukaryota; Metazoa; Arthropoda; Insecta; Hymenoptera; Formicidae
Product: UPF0704 protein C6orf165 homolog
Exons: 13
Coding region: 88-1956 (622 amino acids)
Biological process (GO): regulation of cilium beat frequency
Cellular component (GO): ciliary basal body; axoneme
Source: RefSeq, a predicted model, not a curated record